Elaeis guineensis (African oil palm) is the source of this 850-nucleotide messenger RNA. Its product is annotated as protein disulfide isomerase-like 5-1. The record is from RefSeq and is a predicted model, not a curated record. Gene Ontology annotation, biological process: protein folding. Gene Ontology annotation, molecular function: protein disulfide isomerase activity. NCBI's taxonomy places the organism in Eukaryota, Viridiplantae, Streptophyta, Magnoliopsida, Arecales, Arecaceae. Gene Ontology annotation, cellular component: endoplasmic reticulum.
UAGGGCAGACCGGACGCUGACAUUGAAUCGGCCCGGCAUCGAGGAAAGCGAGGAGCCCGAGUACCCUCACUGCCGAAGACGUUCUUGAAGAGCCCGCUGCGGGACACAGCGAAGGGCAACCAUGGAUCCGGUCCUCCGUCGCUGUCGUGCGUUCUUCUUCCUCCUCUUCUUCUUCUUCUUUCUGAACGCCUCCCUUCGAACAAACGCCGAGGUUCUCACGCUCACCGCAGAAUCCUUCACGGACAAGGUAAAGGAGAAAGACACGGUGUGGUUUGUGCAGUUCUGCGUUCCUUGGUGUAAACACUGUAAGAACUUGGGAACACUCUGGGAGGACCUAGGAAGGGCUGUUGAAGGUGAAGAUGAAAUAGAGAUAGGACAAGUUGACUGCAGUUUAAGCAAACCAUUAUGCUCCAAGCUGGACAUCCAUUCAUACCCGUCAUUUAAGAUAUUUUAUGAUGGAGAAGAAUUUGCAAAAUACAAAGGCCCAAGAGAUGUUGAGUCACUAAAAGCAUUCGUCUUGAAUGAGGCAGAGAAAGCAGCGGGCACGAAGCUUGAUGCUGAUACUUGAGAGUAUAUGCUGAAAAUUUCUGAUGCCCCCAGUCUGUUCUUACCAAGGGAGUGCAGGGAAACUGAUUUUUCUUUGGUGAUAACCAAGCUUGCAUUUUCACAAACUUGUGUUUUUUUUCUUUACCCAAUCUAGAUAAUCUUAUCGUAUCAGUGAUCAAUUACAGGAAGGAGAUAUCUUCUUAACGUGACAUUGUGUAUUAGUAUUUCAGGUUUGAUAGGAAGCAUUUGCAAUCAAUAUGGCCAGUUAUCAGAGUACUUUGCUAUGCAUUGCCCUAUAUUAUGA